AUGUUUUUGCAGCCCAACAUGAGUGGUUCGAGUUUUCCUCAUGUUAAGCUCAAUGAGAGAAUCCUUUCUUCCAUGUCACAGAAAUCAGUAGCUGCUCAUCCUUGGCAUGAUCUAGAAAUAGGACCUGGUGCUCCAGCAGUCUUCAAUAGUGUUAUUGAAAUUGGCAAGGGCAGCAAGGUCAAAUAUGAGCUCGACAAGCCAAGUGGUCUUAUCAAGGUGAAUCGCGUUCUUUACUCUUCUGUUGUGUAUCCUCACAACUAUGGUUUCAUCCCCCGAACUAUUUGUGAAGACAGUGAUCCAAUGGACGUUGUCGUACUAAUGCAGGAGCCCGUACUUACUGGUUCCUUUCUGCGUGCCCGUGCCAUUGGAUUGAUGCCCAUGAUCGAUCAGGGUGAGAGGGACGACAAGAUAAUAGCUGUUUGUGCUGAUGACCCUGAGUUCCGUCACUACAGAGACAUCAAAGAGCUUCCUCCUCAUCGGCUUCAAGAGAUCCGCCGCUUCUUUGAAGAUUAUAAGAAGAAUGAGAACAAAAAGGUGGCUGUUGAGGACUUCCUCCCCGCUGAAGAUGCCAUCAAAGCGAUACAAUACUCUAUGGAUCUUUACGCGUCCUACAUUGUUGAAUGCUUGAGGCAGUGAACACAUAUAACCCGAAUGCAUUUUGGAGGCAAAUACGACUGGUUUAUGCCUACAGAUAAUAAGCUGCCGUGCCAUCACAAAGGGUAGCUGUUUUCUAGUAAUAAGUCUCUUCUGUGGUGUUGUAAUCAACAUUUGCGCACACUGUCGCGCGAACAAGAGGAGGCCUUUGCUUUCUACAUCUUAAUAAGAACGUGAUGCUUGAAAUUCUUUAUAC
Asparagus officinalis (garden asparagus) is the source of this 850-nucleotide messenger RNA. Its product is annotated as soluble inorganic pyrophosphatase-like. The record is from RefSeq and is a predicted model, not a curated record. The transcript is spliced from 8 exons. Gene Ontology annotation, cellular component: cytoplasm. Gene Ontology annotation, molecular function: magnesium ion binding; inorganic diphosphate phosphatase activity. Gene Ontology annotation, biological process: phosphate-containing compound metabolic process. Lineage: Eukaryota; Viridiplantae; Streptophyta; Magnoliopsida; Asparagales; Asparagaceae. The coding region runs from base 1 to 636 and encodes 211 amino acids.